Messenger RNA from Carassius gibelio (silver crucian carp), 2524 nucleotides. RefSeq names its product solute carrier family 22 member 5-like. Gene Ontology annotation, cellular component: membrane. The record is from RefSeq and is a predicted model, not a curated record. Gene Ontology annotation, molecular function: transmembrane transporter activity. Gene Ontology annotation, biological process: transmembrane transport. Bases 148 to 1797 code for a protein of 549 amino acids. The transcript is spliced from 10 exons. Lineage: Eukaryota; Metazoa; Chordata; Actinopteri; Cypriniformes; Cyprinidae.
UCUUCUCCAAACAUCUCCAGGAGCUUCCAAAGACCAAAGACCUAAACACCAAAGCUGACCUCUGAAACAUGUUCUAAUUCAGAGGCUUUGGACAAAAAUAGAUUUUUACAGUCAGCUGAUUCAACUGUAAUCUCCAGUACUGGCAGAAUGGGAAAUUAUGAUGAGGACACCGCCUUUCUGGGGCAAAAGGGACCAUUUUUUCUCAUCCUUUUCUUUCUCUUGAAUGCCGUCUACAUUUCCACGGGGCUUCACAGCCUCUACAUAGUUUUUGUUGGGGCUUCGCCGUCACAUCACUGUCGGAUAGCAGAUGGAAAUCUGAGUGAAGAAUGGCUGAAAGCCAGUAUUCCCAAUGAGAUGGUCAAUGGAAAACUGCAGCCAAGUCAGUGUUGGAGAUACAGCCUGGAGACGGUCAGAGAUCUGUCUGCUCAGGGAUACUCUCCGCUGGAGGUCUAUCUGACAGACAUUACACUGGAGACGUGUGUGGACGGAUGGAGCUACAGUACAGAGAUAUACCACUCCACCAUCGUCUCUGAGUGGGAUUUGGUGUGUGACAGCGAGUGGAAAGUCCCGUUUGCAAGCUCAACUCUAUACAUGGGCUACUUGCUGGGCUCUCUUGUUUCUGGACAGUUUUCUGACAGGUUCGGCAGGAGGAAGGUUUUCUUCAUGUCACUGGCAGCAGAAGCACUCAUGAUGCUCGCGCAGUCCUUCGCCGAGUCGUGGCUGGUCUUUUGUGUUCUGUAUUUUUUUGUUGGCACAGUCCAAAUAUCCGUGUACAUCACAGCAUUUGUUCUUGGCAGUGAAGUGCUGAGUGAUACCAUGCGUGUGUUCUUCACAUCGGUGGGAGCCUGUCUGCAUUAUUGCUUCGGUUACAUGCUGCUGCCGUUUAUUGCCUAUGCUGUCCGAGACUGGAGGUCACUCCUGAGGGUUCUGUCCGGCCUGACCGUGGUCUUCAUCCCUCUGUGGUGGCUGAUCCCGGAGUCUCCGCGAUGGCUUCUCUCUCAGGGACGCGUGCUGGAGUCUGAGGCCAUCGUGAGAGAAGCAGCGAAGAAGAACAAAGUCUCUGCUCCAGAGGUCAUCUUCAUCCAAUCUGAGGUUACAGAGCCAACAUCCCAGAACAGUAAGUACAGCCUGCUCGAUGUGCUACGGACCAGAGAUAUCCGCAAAACCACGUUCCUGUGUUUACUGCUAUGGAUAGCCAUCAACAUUGGAUAUUUUGGCUUGUCCUUGAACACCCCUAACCUCAGUGGUGAUCCCUUCCUUAACUGCUUCCUGUCUGCGGCCAUUGAGGCACCUGCCUACAUCAUGUCAUUGUUUCUCCUGAAGAGCUGUCCUCGGAGACCCGUCCUGUCCGCUUUCCUCGUCAUCGGAGGAGGAUUUCUGCUUCUGCUGCCGCUGAUUCCUGAAAGUCUGAAUACUGUGGCACUGGCGUUAGAGAUGGUCGGCAAGUUUGGCUUGACCAUGUCCUUCACCGUGGUCUACAUCUACACAGCGGAGCUCUAUCCCACCGUCCUGAGAAACCUGGGCAUGGGCUUGUGCUCCUCAGCCGCUCGCAUCGGCAGCAUCACCGCUCCUUACAUCAUAUUCCUGGGUACUUUCAACAAAUAUCUGCCCUACAUCCUGAUGGGAAGUCUGACCAUUGCUUCCUCAAUAGCAAACAUGUUUCUGCCAGAGACGUUUCGAAAAGUGCUGCCCGAAACUCUGGAACAAAUGCAGAAAAGCAAAGCUUUUAUUGAAAGAGAUAAACGCACCUUGGAGGAAGGGAAAGGAACAGUCAAUGUGAAAGAAGAAAAUGUGUGAAAGGAAAAGUCGACGGCUUCACGGCAGGAAAAAUAAAUACCAAUUCUCCUCUGGACACGAAGACAUUCAGAAGAUCCUACAUGGCCCUCGUCGAUGGCUUCACAGAUUUAAUGGCAACUCUUGAUUAAAUGUGAAUAAAUUAUGUCUACAGGUCAUUUUUACAUUGAUGUUCUUUUUUUUUGUCAUACUGUAAUUGGUAUUAUAACAUGAAUUUCUUUUCUUUUUUUAUUUACCAUUGUAGUUAACAUAAUUCAAAGAUAUGAAUAGCUGUUGUGAGAAUGUUGUAUAUUUAAAGUGCUUGUGCAAAAUGCACAAAUUAAAACUGAUUUUUCAUGCAACUACCUCUGGAUCAAAUUUACAGUCAAACGAUUACGAUCAUGCCUCGGAGAACCACAGCAGAGCCAGAGGAGCACUGCUGUUUAUACAUUUAUCCCUGGGAUGAGAGCAAACACAAACCUUCUUCAUAGACGUGUAAGUACUGAGAAGCGGAUGUGGACCUGGAUAAAGUGAUGGAUCAGAACCGAGUUCCUGCAGAUCUGACAGUGAAAGAGUUGUGCGUCUGAGAAAUCAUAACUUCAGGAGUACUUCUUUAUUUUUAUUGAGUUAACAUCAACAUUACACAGUUUGCAUAAUUAUCAUCUUCAUAUACAAUAAGAAAAGCCAGAAGAAAAAGCAGGAAAGUGAAUGUAUAAGUAUCCAGAUGCAUGAGCACAUCCUCAGUGGCACU